GACAGGACAGGAGACAUGGAGUGGAGAAGGAGACUGAGGUUUGUCCCUCUGAUGACAAUGAUGAUGAUAAUGAUGAUGACGAAGAAGGAGACGAACUCAGCUGCAUCUCAAGCGGUACAAACCCACACUCAUUCAUUCAUCCAUUCAUUUAAUUAUUUGUUUUUAUUGUAAAUGAAUCUGUUUCGAAGCUUGGUUUGCAGAUCUUCUGUGUUCUCUGGCGCUGCAGCAGUGUGCCUUUUAUUCCUAAUCUAAACUGAUAUUUAUGAAUGUAUUUUAUAAGAUCUGUUCGUCAUAAAUCUAAAACCCUCUUUAUUUUAAGAAUCUUUAUCCUGAAAAGUUUAAAUUUGAGACUCCAGGCUUUUCCAGGCCUGUUCCAGGACUGCUUGUCUGUGUUUCCAGGGUGGAUCAGAUGGAGCCGAUAACACACUUAUUACUCUCACUUCCUGUUUACACUCAGCCCCACACACUGUGGCUUUUAAGUUUCUAAGGCUCUGAUUGGUUGGUUAGAAAUCUGUAGAUUGAUCAUUGAUAGAAAAAAAAUCAGUCUGAUGUUUCAUUUGUGUUCGUUUUGACUCACAGGGUUUAUUGGCAGCUUUUAGCAAUAGCUGCAGUUCGCAUGAACAUGAAAAGAGUUUAUUUGUUUUAUUUAGAGCAAGAGGCGGACUGCUGCCUGCAAAUCUGCUGAGGUUAUUUGUUUCAGUUUCAAAAGAAGAUAAUCAUUGAAGAAAAUAAAAAUUUAAACAGCAAAUGGUUAGAACAAAUGUAAAACUAAUGUGUAAUUCUGCUGUUGGUGUGAAAAUGUGGAAUUCUUUGACAGCAGAAGAAAAGGACUGCAGAAACAUUUUUCAGUUUUAGAAAGGGUUUAAGUGGAGAAUAUGGAAGCUAUACAAAAGUAUUUUAUGAUGAAAGACUUCUAUUUAUCUAUUUUUUUGUUUAUUUACAUAUAUAUAUAUUUGUAUGUACCUUUUCUUAAGGUUAUUUAUAUGAUUAGUUUUCUUUAUUUUAUUGUAUUUGUCUAUGUGGGUUUAUUACACGGUAGUCGUCUGAUAUAAGUGGAUAUUUGUUUUAAGGAAGGUGCAGGGAUCAUAAAUUCGCUUCAUCCUGCACCUUUCUAGUCAUUGUAUUUUUUAAUAAAAAAUUUAAUUAAAUUAAAUGAAAAUGAAAAAUUUGUGAUGUUUCUCUCAGGUUCUAUACAUUCUCAGUAAUUUCCUUUAUUUUCUUGCCUUUUUUUUGGUAGUUUGCAUUUGGUUGCUUUUUUUGUUCAUUUGAUUAUGUUUUUUGUUUUUUGAUUUGUCUGAUUAAUUUUUUGUACUUUUGUUUGUUUCUCUAUCCAUAUCAUUUGUGUUUGUUUUGUUCUGUGUUUGUUUUGUCUCGGUUUUUGUAAGUUUGUGUUUUUUUCUUUUUUAAUUAAUCUUUUAGUUACGUUUUUUUUAUUUUCUUCUUUGUUAAUAAAUGUUAUCUAUUUUUUGUUUUGGGUUCUUUUGUUUGUUUAGAACUUUUUGUGAGGUGGUUUGUUAAAUACUUUUUCGUCAAUCUUUAUUUGUUUGUUUAUGUUUGUUUACGUUUUCUGUUUGAAUGAUUGUUUUUUAUUUGUUUUGAUUUGUAAUUUACCUUUUUUAACCUAAUUGUUAAGUUGUUUGUUUUGAUCUUGAUAUUUGUUUUGUUCUUUUUUUUUGUACUUUCUAUCAUUAUUAAUGUGGUUGUCCAUCAUGGUUGUUUGUCAUUUAUUAGUAUUGCACCAACUCAACCGUGUUGAAGACCUGGACAGAGUGUCACUCAUGCAGUAUCAGCAUGUUAUACCCGUGUCCAUCAGGAUACAGACUGGCCCCCCAAUCCAUCACCAAAAGCUGCAAGUAAGACGCUUUUUUCUUUAAAAUAAGAGCCUUUUAAAAAGUUGUGCUCCUUCAGUUAGCAUAUAAGUGAACCUACUCAAAUAAACACACAGAAGACAGCGGACCAAAGAAACAAACACCUUUUAUAGGUCAAAUUUCCAUGAGUGACAACAGUCAGUGAACAUCAAACAAUAACGAAACAUUAAUGAACCUGUUCGCGACAUGAUCAGGACCUUUUUUAAAUAUUUUUAUGAUCAGAGAAAUAAAUUCUAGAUAUUCAUCUCUUCACAGCUAUUACAUCCGAACUUCCAGCAUGACACUGCCCAUGACCGGCUGUUCCACCGAGUGUCACAGUGAGAUGGAGUUGAAGAGCUGCUGUCCUGGUUUCUGGGGUCGACAGUGUGUCGGUGAGUUGAGCUUAAAAGUUCUUAUAAAAUAAUAACGAACAUCUUCUAAAGAGCAAGAAAAGUCUGUAUCAGAAACCUGAUCGUCUACGUGACAGUUUAAUAUCCCCUUUAAUGCCAGACAGUUUAAAAACUGUAAAUUGGCAGAUCUUUUUUAAAAGAGAAAUCUUGAGAAUGAAUCUUCAUGUGAGGGAUUCAGAUGGAGGGAACCUCCAAGUCACCUCCAGGUGAGUUGAGUCACAUGAUCAGUCCUGCAGGAUGUGGAUCAGUCCUGGCAGGAUCCAGGACUUCCUUCCUCCUUGCUGAUUCUGUGUCAGCAGGACAGAAAAGUGCUGACACUUUAGAGAGAGCUCCUUUGACGGGAUGUUCUGUAACUCUGGACAAAAAAGCCCCGUGGUUGCAGGAUCCAAAGAUGUUUAUCCCGAUCCAGAUUAUUUUUAUCUGUGUUUUCUGUGAGCUAUCCUAAAAACUUGGUUGGCUCUUGGACAGGUGAGUUUAAUCUAUUAUCUGAUGUAAACAGGUGAGUCCUCUUCAAACUCAGUCUUUCCAGUUGUUAAGAACAGAGAAAAUGUUGUGAACAUGUUUAUUUCUGUUGUAAAGUUUCAACAUGGGGCUCUAUGGAGGCUUACUUACUGCAGGACACAGCCUCUAGUGGACAUUGGAGGAACUGCAGCCACUUAGCCUUGAUCUGUCAGAAGCGAUGGAGUCGCUCAGUGUGUCAGGACAGUCUGAGUCUUUGUCCUGAGAAAGGAGGAAACACAUAGAGCAGGACUCAAAGUGAUGACGAGUAGAGAUCAAAGUGAGGAAGGAUGAUCUGUUUCCUGUCAGAAUGAAACAACACUUCACUAAUCAUUUCCUGUGCGUGUGUUUGUGUACCGACAAAGUCAAGCCCUUUGAGGACAGUCCUUUAUUUGAGGACAGUCUGACUCGUGUGGAUGUUUUGCAGAGGAUUAAUCUUUAACAACAUUCCUGCUGCUCUGAAUUUGUCCGUACGCAGAGAGAACAUCCAGAACGUUGUCCUCAAAAGUGUAAAAGACAAGUUAUUGUGUGUGUGCUCUUUUGAGGUCUUGACUUUAGAUACUUUCAGGGAUAAACCUUGAUGGACAACCUUUCUUUAAGGACAUUACUGCAUGUGUAAAUAUACUCUAAAAUCUUCACAAUCAAAUCUUCAAAUGAGCUCCUUUGGAUGUGGUUAUGUUAAAGGGAUAUUCCGGCGUAAAAUUAAGUUAGGGUUAAACACAGAGUGGCUUUUUGGUUGAGCGCGUGGCUCUGUGUAUUGCUACCUGCGGUCGUUACUAAAGUUGGUAUAACUAGAGAAGCAAGCGGUCAGCAACAUUAAUCUCUCGUCCAGGUGUCUAACUCGGUGUUAUGGUGUGUUUGACUCUCUGCGCCCCUUUGAUGGUGGAAAUAGCAAAUACAAGUAUGUAUAUAAAUGCAUUUGUUUAUGUUUCAGAGUGUCCUGGCAGUCCAGGCAAAGCCUGCAGUGGCAGAGGAACCUGCUCUGAUGGAAUGGGAGGAAAUGGGACAUGCAGCUGUCAGGUAACAUCAUACACACAUACACACACAUGCACAGAGCUCCCAUGUUUCCUUGUGGUCAUUGGCGCUUCAUGGUACCGUCUCUGAAUCCUUUUGAAGAUCGCAGUCUUGGCUAAGUGUUGUGUAUGUGUGUGUGAUGCAUUCAGGAGGGCUUUGCAGGUACUGCGUGUGAGCUUUGUGAAAUUGGCCGUUAUGGUCCCACCUGCAGUUCAAGUGAGUUUAAAUAAGAUUUGUCUUAUUCCCGAAAUUACUUUAUUCUGAGUAUUUACCUGUUCUUUGUUAUUUGUGUGUGUUCGUCUGCAGCGUGUUCCUGCGUGCACGGUCUGUGCGACUCUGGUCUGACGGGUUCUGGUUCCUGCACCUGUUUCUCUGGAUAUAAAGGUCCAAAGUGUGACCAGGGUCAGUCUCUGUGUUUACUCUUUUUAAAGGGUUAUUCCGCUGUUUUAACACCUGGGCUCUAUUUAAUAUACUCUGAGCUCUAAAUGACUAACAUGCACGGACAGUCUGUGAAUUUGUGCCGUUGUUUUCCUCCUUCUGGAGCAGGUAAAUUCUUAGUAAUGUCUGCAACAUAAUGCUUGAUGGAUUGAAGUGAGUCACUCAAAGUUCCUGUGUCCUUUUACACAAAGGUUGCUUGCUUUACCUGUCAUCUUUCUUGUGUCUUAUCCAAUGUCAAAGCUGUGUCGUAUCUGUCCUCUUACCUGUGUGUUACCUGUGUGUUCAGAGUUACCCGAGUGUGUGGCUCUCAAGUGUCAGGAGAACUCUCGCUGUAUGGAGGACGCUCUGACGGGUCAGCUGAUGUGUCAGUGUAAGCCAGGGUAUCAGAAGACAGGAGACCAGUGUCUGUGUGAGUGAGUCCGUCUGACUGCCAAUAGAAAUAAUAAUCAUGAUAAUAAUAAUAGUAAUAAUAAUAUUAAUAAUAAUAAUGAUGAUGACAAUAAUGGUGAUAAUGGUGAUAAUUACGAUGAUAAAGAUGAUGAUAAUUAUGAUGAUGAUGAUGAUGAAGAUGAUCAUGAUGACAAUGAUAAUGAUAAUUACGAUGAUGAUGAUGACAAUGAUGAUAAUUAUGAUGAUGAUGAUGAUGACAAUAAUAAUAAUAAUAAUAAUAAUGAUGAUGAUGAUAAUAAUAAUGAUAACAAUGAUGACGAUGAUGAUAAUGAUGAUGAUGAAAAUAAUUAUGACAAUAAAACUAAAUUAAUGAUAAUAAUAAUGAUAAUGUGGAUGAUAAUGAUUAUGAUAAUUAUAAUAUUAUGACAAUAAAAAUAAAUUAUAAAUAAUAAUAUCAAUAAUAAUAAUAAUAAUGAUGAUGAUGAUGAUGAUGAUGAUGAUGAUGAUAAUUAUUACUACAAUCAAAAAUUAUAAGUAAUUAAUAAUAAGAAUAAUAAUAAGAAGAAUAAUAAUGAUGAUGAUGAUGAUGAUGAUGAUGGUCUUCUCAGCCAUAAACCCGUGUCUUCAGCGAGUCUGUGACGUCCACGCCACCUGCAUCCACUCAGGUCCAAACCAGUACCGGUGUGCCUGUAACCAAGGUUACAGUGGGGACGGACAUGUCUGCAUGGUCAUCAACCCAUGUCAGACCAAACAAGGAGGCUGCUCCGCUGAGUCCGCAACAUGUGUCUUCGAUGGACCAGGAAAGGUACAGACACUGGAGAUAGGGUCCAGAACAACACUGAGACCAGGGUUAGGAUUAGGAUUAGAAUCAAGAUUGAGGCAAGAAUCUGUAUAAUAAAUGAGAAUGCAAAUCCAGAUCAAGGCCAGAACCAAAACCAAGAUUUAGAUCAAGGUCUGGAAAUGAGAACCGGAUCCUGAUUUAAAUCCAGACCAAAUAAACAAGAUGAACAAGGGACAGGAGCAAGAUCAGGAUUAGACUCAAAAUGAUGAUCUGACGUUAGAAAAGACAGGAUCAAGAGGGGUUCAACAGAGGCUAAGAGAGAUUAACCCUUUGCUUCUUAUCUUGUUGUUCAGUCUCACUGUGAGUGUCUACCUGGUUUUGACCGCCUGAAUGCUGGCGGCUGCAGCUUGAAGGAGGCGUGUCGACCUGGUUCGUGUCACGAACACGCUAACUGUACCACCGUGGCACCUGGACGAUUCGAGUCAGUCUCUCAUUCCUUUAUUUUACUCAGUGAGCCGGUGUUUCAACAUCACUGACACAUCUCACCUGUCCCUCCAUCCCUUUAGGUGUACCUGUCUAGAUGGUUACUAUGGUAACGGGAAAACGUGCUAUGGGAACAUCAUCCAGCGCCUGAACAGUCUGAACACGGAGCCUGACGGAGAGUGGAGGGGUCAGCUGGGCAACGCCAUCGAGCUGUUCAGUACGAGGAUUUAUCACUUUAAUGACACGAAGACAAACAUCAGAACUGCUAAAAAUACACAGAGACAAUUAAUGUGUACACAAAUUGUCUCUUUUUUAAUGCUGUUUGUUUGUUUGCAGGUUCUGUGUCGUGGCAUCUGCAAAAUUUGGGUCCGUUCACUCUGUUUGUCCCGAACAAUAAAGGCUUCAGAGGAACUUCAGUAAGAACCACCACACAUACACCACAUUUCACUGAGGAUCAUGAACCUCAUGUUUCCCAAAGUCUGUUCACACUCAAAGUUUUAUUUUGGAAUUUUUAUACCUCUCUUCCUGUUGGCUCUGAAGGACUUACUUUGAAGAUUUUCAAAAUAAAAUACAUCCCUGUGGUUUGAAUAAAUCUUAGUUCAAUUUGAAAGUAAUUUUUUCAUCUGUGUUGAUCAGGUGAGGACUCUGACGUCUGACAUCUCAAAAGCGAAAUACCUGUGUAAGCUACACCUGGUUGCCGGGGUGAUGCCGUUCAGCACGCUGAAGAAAGCAGAUGUCUUUUACACUCUGACAGGGAAAUCAGCGGAGACAGACACCACAGAGGGAGUACGCUGUAUUUGUCGAUGAUAACAGCUCAUCCAAUCAUAAAGAAUCCAAACGUCCUCCUAAGUGUCUCCCUGUUAUUGUUUCAGGACUCUCAGACUAAAAUCCGUCUCCAUGGCAGCAGACGAAAAGGUGUGAUCUUGCGCUCUGACCUGUUGGCGUCCAAUGGGAUGAUCCACAUCAUCAGCAGACUGAUGGACAGCGUUUCUCCCACUGUAGAGAGCGACACAAAGGUACCAAACACACAUCUCACGGAGCCAUGCUGUUGUCAUACCUGCAGAAUGUGGUUUGACGUUGUCUUGCUACUAUGAAAAAACAGCAUGGGUAGCAGUAUGGUGAAGUAUACAUCUGUGUUCCCGGACAAGUGAUUUUGAGCUUAUGCAGUGAUUUCCACUACAGAGUCUUAUCUGUUUUUAAUGCAGUGUUGCCUGAGGGCCUAUUGGUUUUGGUCCUUGUCCCCUAUGUACAGGGAUUUCUCCAGACUCUCUGAAUCCUUUAAAAAUAUUAUGGGUAACACUUUACAAUAACCAUAAUUUAUAAACGGUAAAUAGAUAGUUUAUUAAUGUUAAUAGUUACUUUACCAUGAACAAGCAAUGAAAUAAUGAUUAAUAAUUUUCAUUAAUUAUGUAUGGACUAUUUAUUAAAGGUUUAUAUAGGGUUUAAAUAUUGGUUGUAAAAGAUCUAGAUUAAAAUGUGUGUCAGUAGCACUUUGUAAAUGGUUCAUAUUUGGUUUUUAAACCAUCUAUAAAAAUUACUUAGAUGGUUAUUGUAAAGUUAGGGUUCGGGUUAGGUCUUUAAAAUUGUAAAAUUCCCAAUUUAUUAAUGGUCUAUAUGCUAUUUAUAAAUGAUGAAUAAACAUUAAUAAACUAUCUGCUUGCCAAUUUCAAUGGUCUAUUUACCCUUUAUUAGUAAUGGUUAUUGUAAAGUGUUCCCAUAUUAUGUACUGUAGAUGAUGAAAUACACUAAUUUAUUAUAUUCUUGUUACUCUGAAGUUGUUCAGCCCUAUUUCAAUGACGUCUUUACAUGCUAACAUGUCUCAUAUUCUCAGAAUAUUGACACGUUUAUUCUUCUAACAGGAGAACUUGUUGAAGAUCAUCUCAGAUUAUGGAAAAUUUAACCAGUUCAAGUUGUUACUGGAGGUAAUAUCUUUAUGUACAACUCUGACCAGACUAAGAAAGUUUAAACAAACACUUUGAAUCAAUAUGUAUGAUUAUAUUUUGAUUUAACUCUUUUUAAAAUGUAAUUGUUGUAAUCACACUAACUCUGACGUCAAACCUGUCCUCUGAGCAGAAAGCAAACCUGGCCUCAAUCCUGGACAGUCCUGGUCCAAUCACAGUCUUUGCUCCCACCAGCGCCGCCUUCGACAGGAUGACUGAAGGACACCUACAGUACCUGAGCACUGAUGAGGUCAGAACCAAUCAGCAAACGUUAUAAUAUCUACACUUUUAACAUUCAACCAGAACUUUACUGAUCCAAACAUUAAACCUUCAGGGUCACUACAAGCUGCUGGAGUUUCUGAGGAACCACCUGGUCCAGUCCACGGCGGUCAGUUCCACUCUGUUUGCACUCAUGUUAAAGGGAUGUUCCGGUAUAAAAUUAAUUUAGGGUCAAACACACCGUAACAUCGAGUUAGACACUCCGUCGAGAGAUGAAUGUUGGCGACCGCUUGCUUCUCUAGUUAUACCAACUCUACUAACAACCGCAGGAUGGCAAUACGCAGCGGUCUUAGGAGCCAUAAACAAACCUCAACCAAAAUGCCACUCUAUAGCCACAAAUAAUGCUCAGAACAGCACCUAACUUCAUCAACAGUAUAAAUAGGGUCCCAGCCAUAGUACUAGCCACCAAACAUCUUUUCAACUUUGUCCAAUUUCUUUAGCAAAGAGACUAAACACAACUUACCUACUCUCUUCCAGCGGUCACUUGUUUGUAGAGAUGAUCAUUUCUUUAUCUAAUCAUCAUAUUAAUCAUUUUGCACUGCAGACACCGUAGUUCUUCUGCCUUAACGUCUCGGUCUGAUUGCAUUUCCAUGAAGAAAUGAUCAUAAAUGUUCUUCCUUGAGCUGCGUCACCCCGCAGCAGUCCGUAAUGGAUUCGCCCUGAGGUCUCGCUACAAACAAGUGGCUGCUGGAAGAGAGUAGGUGAGUUGAGUUUAGUCUCUUUGCGAAAGAAAUUAGGCAAAGUUAAAAAGAUGUUUGAUGGCUAGUGCUGUGGCUAGGACCCUGUAUGUACCGUUGAUGAAGUUAGGUGCUGUUCUGAGCAUUAUUAUUUGUGGCUAUAGAGUGACGUUUUGGUUGAGGUUUGUUUAUUGCUUCUCAGACCACUGUGUAUUGCUAUCGUGCGGUCAUUACUCAAGUUGGUGUAACUAGAGAAGCAAGCAGUCUGCAACAUUCAUCUCUCGAGGGGGUGUCUAACUCAGUGUUACAGUGUUUGACCUUAAAUUAAUUUUACGCCAAAAUAUCCCUUUAACCCUUAAUUAACAUGUUUCAUGUUAUAAUGAUAAUCUCUGUCCUGGUUCUAAGCUGGAGGUCUUUAACGCCGUUUCCAGUCCCAGGAUAGUGACGAUGGCCAAUCAGGUUCUGAGUAUCAACGUGACUGACAGUGUGAGUGUUGUAAAAUGAUUAAAAACAGAAAUAAUUAAGUCAGACUAAGACAAAAUAAAGUGAACAAAUGCCGGCCUUGUGAUUUCACUUCAGGGUCAGAUUUUCGUGGACGGUGCGGCCGUGUUGGAGGCAGAGGUGGAAGCAAAAAAUGGUCGUCUGUAUGUUAUAGAUCAAGUUUUGACUCCGCCCUCUAUCCAACCUGUGCUACCUCACAGAUGUGACAUCAACGAGACCAAAAUCGUCAAGGUGAGUUUUGAUGAGCAGAAUUUAUUAUUUUCACUUUGGAAAUUCACAAGUCAAAAUUAAAACUCAGCUUUUCAGAGACAAACCCUCCCUGAGAGAGUUUAUGUUUUUGAUAUUUAAACCUAUAUCUCAUUUAACUCUCUUUUCUUUGUUUCAGGGCGAUUGUAUGAGCUGCUCCAAAGUCAAACAGUCCAAGUGCUCAUCUGGAGUUUAUACAGUAAGAUAUUUCACUCUGUUCAGUUUUUCCUGGUUCAUUUUCACUAUUUUUUAAACACAUUGCAUGUCCGAUCAUCGUAAACAUUAAAACCCCUUUAUGUGUGUUCAGGGCUUCUCACGUGGAUGCUUUUACUCCAUGCGCUUCGGGACAUCACCCUUGAAAAUUCCGUCUGCAGGCUGCUGGCCGCUCUGCAACACCACUGUCACAGUAAACACACAUACAUAACAGAUCUAUAUUAAAGAAUAAUAUCUGAGAUUAGCCUGUGAGGUGCAAAAAGAGUCUUAAAGACAACAUAGAGUUAAAGCUACUAUCAGGAAUUUUUUUAUGUUUACUAAAUGGACUGAAAUUCAUAUUGAUAUCCUUUCAUGACAUCCAAAAGCAAACAAGAGCACCAGGGACAAGAUUGAUAAUGUGUAUGUUGUCAUUUUUAAUGCUUCAAACUGAUGCGAGGGGGUAGGUGUCAGCCGAGCAGCUGGGGAAACGCCCCUGUUAUUACAAUUUCCAGAUAUGAACAAUAAUGGCAGGGGGCGCUAAAAUUGACAUAAACUUGAAGUUCUUUAGAGGAGCUUUAAAGGUCAGGAUUUCAAAAGUGUAAUAUAAAGAGGAGGUUUUAACUCUGCCUUGUGUUUGUGUGUCUGUUCAGACUCCGGCCUGCUGUAAAAGUUUCUACGGUCCAGACUGCACUCCCUGUCCAGGUGGACACCAGACGCCCUGCUCAGGUCACGGUCAGGUCAGAUUCACACCUGCGUUAACAAGUUCCUAUCAUUUAUUCUAGAUUUAGCACUCAUCCAAACACUGGAAACUUCACAACUUUGCAUUAAAACAGUCUGAACAAGAACCUCUCUUUGAAAGUAUUAUCAUUGCAGGGCUUGACACUAACUUUUUUCACAAGGAGCACAUGUGCUCUUGAGUUGAAAAGGUAAGGAGUAUAAAAAGAACUUCGGGGGCAAAAUAAAAAUUGAUCAAAUAAUGUGUGUCUUAUUGGUCGACAAAAGUACUAUUAUUUGAAAUCAAUUUUAGGUCACUUGGUCACAUGUAAUGGAAGCUAUUGAAGAAAAUGUACAAAAUUUUCCUUUAAAUUUAACACAAACAUGUUUUAGAGGUCAAAUUAGGGAAAUAAAAAGGAGUCUCUUAUUGUCCAACCUUAGUACUAUUAUUUGAAAUCAAUUUUGGGUCAAUGGUUUCAUAACAUGGAAGCUAUUGAAGGAAAACAGCCUUUUUUGAAAACAUCAACCGGUGAUUUAUUGAUGGUCCCUUAUUCAACACUUGCUGACAGCAAAGAUUUAACCGUGCUGUUGUUGCUUAUGGAGAGUGAGAAGACACCGGUAGAUCCGUCGAAUAUCCAACCUAAAAUUAACUUCUUCGCUGAGAUUACAUGACAAAACAUUUGUUGUUGACCAUAAUAUGAAAAAAUAAAUGCCGCCAUAUCACAGGACGGGAAAACGUCGCGGAUGUGAACACUUGUAUUGACAGGAUACGGGUUCAAAAAAAAAUAUUGACGUCUGAAAUAAUCGCACAAAAAAAAUGCUCCCGGUGUGUAAGGACCUUAAGUGUUUUCCUUUGUGUGUUUGUGUGUGUAGUGUUCAGAUGGUACUACAGGAAACGGCGUGUGCACCUGUGAUCAGAACUUUGGCGGCUCUCGCUGUCAGUACUGCUCCGCCUCCAACAAAUAUGGACCAAACUGUGACAGGAGUGAGUGUCAGUCCUAAUUUCCUGUGAAAUCACACAGGUAGCUGUGAUGUCAGAGUAAAGCUCACCUAUGUCAUACCUCACCUGUUUCCUCAGCCUGUGCCUGCGUCCACGGUCAGUGUGAUAACCGCCCAGACUCAGCAGGUGGCUGUAAACCGGACUCCUGUCAGAUGGGCUUCACUGGUCCGCUCUGUGACCGCAGGACAGCUGCGUGUGGCGUUCAGGCUCAGUUCUGUCACGCACAUGCUCAGUGCGACUUCAGUCAGGGGACCCCCAGGUAAAUUUACCUGCAGAUUUUUAGGUUGAAGGUCAAGGUAUGAACACCUGGAGAGGAUCAGCUGACCAGCAGGGGGCAGCACUGUGACACAGUCUGUUGAAAUGAAAUCAACCGGUGUGUUGACGAAAAGGAACCAAAUGUUUUUGGCUGAUUCUGCUGUCUGUGUCUCCAGGUGUGUGUGUCAACCUGGUUACCAAGGAGACGGGAUCACCUGUGUGGAGGCUGACCCCUGUGCUCCGCCCUUCCGAGGCGGCUGCAGUGUGAACGUCAGUGUCUGAUCAAGUCUUGAACCAUUUUUGCGGAUUAAACCACUUCAUUGCUAACUCUGUGUGUGUGCGUGUGUGUGUGUCGCCCCCUGCAGGCUAAGUGUAUAAAGACAGGACCUGGCUCUCACUCCUGUCAGUGUCUGAGCGGGUGGAGGGAAGACGGAGAUGAAUGUCAACCAAUCAACAACUGUAGGCGUCCUGACAGAGGAGGUUGCCACGCCAACGCCACUUGCAUCUAUGUGGGACCUGGACAGGUAACACCCAAUCAGGUUGCAGCCCCAUGUUUAAAGGUGCAAUAUGCAACUGAAGGCGUAUUUCCAAGACAGUGGUAACAGAGAGAAAACGUCCAUCUUCAGUCCUGGUUUAAGGACUCUGAAAAGCCGACCCUCAUGUCUCCUGGUCUCUGUCCUCCAUCAGAGCGAUUGUGUGUGUAAGGCAGGAUAUAAGGGCACAGGCUGGGACUGUGAGGCCGUUAAUCAGUGUGUGACAGCAAACGGAGGCUGCCAUUACCUGGUAAGGAUGAUGAUGAUCAGUCGUCAUGGUUAUCACACCUGUGCAGCAGGUAAACGUAGACUUACCUGUCUCCUCUUUAGGCCAGCUGUCUCCUGCUGUCCUCUGUGUGGACGUGUGUGUGUGAUGACGGUUACAUCGGUGACGGUCAGAUCUGUUACGGCACGAUCAGACAGGUGAGAGAGAACAGGUGAAUAAAGAGUUAACUCUGACUUACGCCAUGUUUUUUUACCUUUACCCUCUCUAUCUGUGAUGCAUUCAGGAACUCAUGACUCUGCCCAACGCCUCAGAGUUCUUCACCUGGACCAAGGUGAGUAUCACAUCUGACUGGUGUACACACAUGCAACAGAUCUGCUUCUCACAAGUCUGAAAUAGGCCUGGGCAAUUUGGCAAAAAAAAAAAUUCAUCACAUAGGCAGUGGCAGGUCGUGCAGACUCUGCUCGCACUCACUCUGGAAAUACUUCUUCAAAUGAUUAAACAGAUCUACUGAGUUGCUGGUUUUUGAGGGCACCGACCACCGACAUACUUUACACAGUGGGCUCUAUUUUCGUGUUUCGCCGGCGACGUGGCGCAGACGCAGCUUAAGUCAGGUCCGCCGGGCUGACAAGGCGUUCCCAAGCACAAUUUGGUAUUUUGGUGAGUGGCGCAGCCUGGCGUAAGUAUCCCCCUCCCUAACUCAGCUCCUUCCAGCGGCGUAAGUCGUUGGGAGGGAGGAGAGAGGGCGUGGAGUGGGUUUAACACAGCCGAGACUUGUAUUGACCGAUAACAUCAGCUCCUCUCCUCACCUUUAAAUCCGCCACCGGCGAGGCGUAUUACAAUUUUCGUGAAGUAGACAAAGAGGUCAAGAGAUGGCUGAAGACAGCAAUGCCACAUGAUGGCGACAGAAGGCAGCCCCUCAACAAGUGUCGAAAAUAUAGCCCAUUGGCUUAAUUGCUCAAUACCCGAACCACGGCCACACAACCAACGUUGAAUAAUUCUUCUCAACAAUGGCAUCUUUGGAGGAUGACUCAGAGUCACGGCUGACAUCUAUUUUGCUGCCCUGAGCUCCACGUUCGUUAUUCUGUUACUUCUCCUCUUUACUUCUCCGGCAACUUACAGAAAUGAGCAGGAAAAGCUCAACUCUGAUUGGCUGUUGUGAUGCACAUUUCCGCCAUGUUUGAUCGAGUAUGCUCUCAGCUGAUCACCGUGAUCAAAAUGAAAUUUAUCACAGUCAUUAAUCACGAUCAUGUAAUCGUUCAGUCCUAGUCUGAAACUGUAAUUGUUUUGGGGUUUUUUUAGGAUUCUGGUAUGUCCUGGUCUCUGUCGGAUCAGAACCUGACCCUGUUCGUCCCGUCCUCAGAGGCCGUCUCUAAAAUGUCCACAGAGGACAUAGACUUCUGGACAAAAAAGGGGAACUUGCAGAGUCUCAUCAGGUGAUAAAUUUAAGAGUCGGAGUUCAAUAUCGUAAAACGGGACGCCUCUGUACGAUGAAGUCCUCUAACUGCCUCACCUGUCUCACAGGAAUCACAUGAUCUCAGGUGUGUAUUCAUUAUCCGACCUGAGCAGCAUCUCCUCUCUCAGCUCCCUCCUCAAGUCCACACUUCCUGUCUCAACAGCCAAUGAGGUGAGCCGACAAAGGGGCGAUUUUAAUCUAUUUUCAAUCCUGUCAGAAAUGUUUAAGUCUCUAACGAUGGCGUUCAAGUGAUUUCAGCGUGUUUGUUCUUUCAGCUCACGACGGUUGGAGGAGCGACCAUCACCACGCCAAACAUAGCAGCAACCAACGGCCUGAUCCACCUUAUCAACAAGGUUCACCAGGAUCAUUAAAGCUAUGCUGAUGAUGCUCCGCCCCCUCUCCUCGUUGAUCUGACAGACGUGUUUUUCUAUUGGCAGGUUUUGAUUCCAGACAGGAAGUUGAUUGAAGGUCUGCUGGCGACUCUUGCGCUGAGGCCGGACUUCUCCCUGUUCAGAUCCUACAUCAUCGUACGGGCAAACACACACACACACACACACACACACACACACACACACACACACACACACACAGGCACAGAUAGGUGAGUGUUUCAUCUGCUCAGUCUUUUUUUAAAUUUUUUAUUCCAUUUGUUUCUUAGAGUUAUAACCUGACAGAUGAGAUUGAACAGUUGGACGGGUACACCUUGUUCGCUCCGACCGACGCCGCCAUCUCUGAGUACCUGAAGAAGACGUCCGCUGCUGCCUUGGUAAACUUUAGUUUGAACAGGAACAUUACUAGAAGAUAGAAGAUAGUUCAUGUCAUCUCUGUGCUUUUAUUUUCUAAAACAGGAUGUGAAUACAACUCGUUACCACGUGGUCGUGUCGCAGCGUCUGUUAAAGACCGACUUUCUGCCUCGAGGGUACAAAGAGACGCUGCUCGGGUCUGCCUUCCAGCUCCGCAUCUUCUCACUAGAUGGGAAGGUCUGAACCAGAGCGCAACCGUUUGAUUGUUGAUGUCAAGUGAUCACGUGAUCUCCUGAGUGACUGAGUUUUCUUUUCCAGCUGUUUGUGAACGAUGCUCAGAUAAACUCGUCGAACCUGCUGAGCCAGAACGGAGUGAUUCACGGACUGUCCUCUGUCCUGGAGAUCAACAGGAACCGCUGUGACCAAACCAAGUACCUGACAAUCUCGGUAACUUCUGCAAUAUAUGUCUGAACAUCAAACUACACAUCCAUAUUAAUAUCAAUUAACACAUUAAUCAGAACAUUUAUAUCGACCCGUAGAGCAGUGGUGCACUCAAGGAAGGGGCAGGAUGUGCAACUGUCCUCUAGUGCCCUCAUGUAAAACAAAAAUCACCUGUGUGUGUGUCUUCCUCAGGGUGACUGCUUGGACUGUGACUUUCCCCUGGGUAAAGUCUGUCCUAAGAACACGGUGCAGGAUGUAAGACUUCACACACCAUACACAUGCACACUAUUAAACUCACACUCAGAGUGUGUGUGUGCAGUUAAACUCUGGUCUGUUCUCUGCAGAAGUCAGUGAGCAAGAAGAGGUGUACGUCGAGGCGGAUUGUUGAAGGAGAGUGGCGGGUGACCUUCGGCUGCACAGCCAACUGUCUGUUCAAGCAAAUCGUACGUUGCAACUAAUCCCUUCAUUUUUGAUAAAUAUUAUAAAUGUUUAAGGACCAAGUUUACCCUCCAUUUAUUUGUCUUAAAGUCUCAUAUGAACAUGUAGACAACAAGAAAAACAUAAUUUUAAUUGGAGUGGGUCUUAAAAUGUUCAAAUCUUGCAAAUUAAUGAAUUUAAUUUAGUAAAUCUAGGAAGUGAAUCCAGUAAAUUAACAACUUUAUUUUUUGUUGAUACGUGAUUUCAAUCUUUUGAAGUAUUCUUUUUGAUUUUCAACUUUUAUCAUGUCACUUUUACUUAGUUGAUUCUUGUAGAGUUUUUUAUUUUUUCUGCUUCAUUAAAAAUUUAUUCUCAUGAAUCGAAAGGUUUGCUUUUGUAAAUUUUAAAGUUUAUUCUUGUUAAAAAGAUCUACAAUUUUUAAUUACUAUUAAGUGUAAGUAGACGUUUUUAGGUUGUACAUUUAUUCGUUGAAUUUAAUAACUUGAUUCUUUUGAAUUUAUUAAAGAUCUCAUAAAUUUUCCAUAAUUUUAUAAUGUGGUCCUAAUUCUCCAUGUUUGAUAUUUGAAAAUGGUCAUAAAUACUGCAAGUCUGUCCUGAUGUUUGCCUUAAACCCUGUUGUAUCUCAGUCGCAGAGGUGUUGCAAGGGUUUUUUUGGCUUGUCCUGUGAGCCGUGUCCCGGGCCGAAGGGUCAGCCCUGCUCUGCCCAAGGGCGCUGUGAAGAUGGGCUAGUAGGGAAGGGGCUUUGCCAGUGUUUCAAAGGUUUCAAGGGGACAGCCUGUGAGAGCUGCGAGGACGGGAAGUAUGGAGUUCACUGCGACCAGGGUACGCACACACACACACAGAGCAACAAGCUUACAGUACACAAUCCAUACAUGAACACACACUUAUACAAUCCUCUGCUAAUCUCUGCCUUUCUCUCUGCAGACUGUCGCUGUAAGAACGGGCGCUGUAAUGAGGGGCUAAAAGGCGAUGGGACGUGUGUCUGUGACGUCGGCUGGAGAGGAAUCCUCUGUGAUGAGAGUAAGAUGACAAACAGGAGAUAUUUUUGUUUACAGUGAAGCUGAGAUUCUGACAGGAGGACCGUUUAAAGACACAGUUACCCGUUUUAAAAAAAGCUUUAAUGAGUGUUUUUCUUUCAGAGAUUGAAUCCAAAGCUGACGAGCUGUGUGGAUCCGUCAGAUGUCACACCAGUGGAAAGUCAGUCGAAACGAAAAUCCAUCACACUUUUUUUAUUUAUUAUCCUUCAAACUAACUUAUUAUUGAGCAGAGUGUUAGUUCAGUUAGACUACAGUGUGAAGCUCCACCUAAAGCACAUCAGCAUAUCCCAAAACUAACCCAUACCAUCUAACAGCUUAGUUAGUUACCCUCUACCACCCAAGAGUCAGAUCUGAAACAGUUCUGCUUCUUCUGCAAACCGCUGCAACCUGCCUUCUCUUUUCUGUACACCGGGAGUCUUUGCUGACGCUCUCUCUGCCUCAGACUUUGGUAUGAUCAAAAUAGUUCUAGUUAGCUGAAGUUGUGCUGACAUGAGUAAUUUUAAUCCUGAUAAUUAUUAUUUAAAACAAACGAUCUGGGAUCGAAAUUUAUUUGUUAUAAUCCAGAGUGAGUAUUGUUGUUUGAAUGUUUGAUCUAUAGAUUCCUCUUUGUUCAAACGAGUCAGAAUAUGUUUCUAAAAAUGAUAAAUAAUAGUUCAGAUAUUUGGAGGGCAGAGUCUUUGUCAGCCUCUGAGUGUUUUUAUCGUUUCUUCUCAUCUGUCAGCUGUUUGAUUUUGGCAUCCGGUCCUCAGUGUUCCUGCGCCACAGGCUUUGAAGGAAACGGGACUUUCUGUCAGGGUAACUAGACACAACACCUGAAGAGAAACACGCACUUAAGAGUUGUACAGGUUUCUAUAUGAGCGUGCAUGUGUGUAUGUGUAUGUUUGUAGCCAUAGAUGCGUGUGCGGUGAACAACGGUGGCUGCAGUCCGUAUGCAGUGUGUAAGAAGACGUCACCCGGCCUCAGAGAAUGUGUGUGCAACACCGGUUACCGUGGUGAUGGAUUGGUGUGUAUGGGUAUGUUGUUUUUAUUUCUCAUUCUUUAGUACUAUAUUCUUAUUUUUAGUUCUGAAUAUUAUAUUAUUUUAUGUUUUUAUACAUAUACUGUAUAUUAAUAUAAAAAGAUAAAACAAUGAUAAUUACCACACGAUGUGAUGCAUUCAAGUGCUGCAAGACAUUUAUGUUUCUUUUCCAGAACUUAAUCCAUGCCUGGAGAGAAACAGUGGUUGCCAUGCCGACGCAGAGUGUAUCCACGUUGGACCAAACAAAGUAAAAACAUCUGUUUUUGGGCUCUGAUUGAAUUUAUUCUUUUAUCAUAAUAUCAUAAUAUCAUUCAGUAUUAACAUAGCGAGGCUUUUAUUGUUGUGGUCACAGACUUCCUGUGCCUGCAGAGAUGGUUACUCAGGUGAUGGUCAAAACUGCAAGAUGAUCAACCUUUGUGAUAAGGUGAGUUGGUCUCCAUGACUGCGGUAUGUGACCUGUGUUGGUGUAGAUAAAGCGAUUAAAAGACUUUAGAUAAAGAUAAGUAGUUUCAGUGUUUGAUUGAUUACUUCCUGUCUCUAAUGUUUCCAGGAAAACGGCGGCUGCCAUAAGUACGCCAGGUGUAACAUGACGAGUCCAGGUGUUCGCAGCUGCACGUGUUCCAAACACUCAAUCGGAGAUGGGUUCACCUGCAGAGGCACAGUGGGGCAGGUGAGACACAGAGACAGACUCCGCCCCCUUAGAGGUUAAUGUUAAAAUAGAACUGUACGUCUCUGAUGAGCGUACCAUGUCUCCACAGGAGCUCCUGUGGGGGAAGCUCACAGACUUCAACAUGGGUCUGAUGGUGAGUCACACUCCCCUCUGUCGCCCCCUUCAGGAGAAUACUGCCCUCACUGUGUCUGUAAAUCUCUGAUUCAGGUGACGGACAUUUCCCUGAGAGGUCGCGGCCCAUUCACCGUGUUCGUCCCAACAACCACCAGUUCCCUUGAAAAAAGAUUAAGCACGGUGAGGUCACAUGAUCUCAAAUGUUUAGAUGAUGCUGGUUUAGUCUACCAAGAAUACAUGCUAAUGUGCCAACAGGAGCUAGCAGUACUGAGUGCUGUUGAGCUGUCACGGGAAGUCAGUGACAGUAAGACCACUAACAUAUGGAGACUGGUUCAAGUUCUUCGUGCUUCCUGUUCCUCAUGUGUGAAUUUUUUAAAAUUUUUAGUCCAGAGAGGAAUUUGCCGUCAUCAUGCGUAACCACAUCGUCAUGUGUCACACUCUGCUGCCCGUUGACCUGAGCCAACCACGAAACCUGACGUCUCUGUCUGGACUCGUCCUGACCACCAGGUCCAACCAGGUGACCAAUCAGCAACCAGGACUGUGAAUGUGGAGGGAUACAACUGUCUUUUUACUUUGAAAAUACCUUCAAAUUAUUGAGUCUGUACCACAGACUGUAUAUAGAAUGGACAGCGUCUGCCUUCUCGCUGGGUGAAGCCACCCCAAGAACAGCACCCUCUGGUGACGGGCUGCAGUAUAGAUCAUAAAUCCUGCCUUCUCCAGCAAUCCCUAUGGAGCUGUGGACAAACUUUGGAAAUUUAUCACACAGAAUGUAAAUGUUUCUCCCCUUACUUGCGAUGUUGACGUGUAGUUAUUGUAAGACUGGUUUGUGCCCAAGUCCUUUUUUUUUCUGUACAGCUCCAUUUUUAAAAGUUAUUCAUGUUUUCUAUGAUUGACACUUGAUACAGCCUAUGGGCGUACUAAGAUUGCGUAGCUCACCCAGGGGAUACGCUGAUUGAGCCGAGCGUCAUCACAGCGACUCUCGGCAACUCUCCAGCCGAAUGCGCACAAUGCGACUGCGCAAUGUUGGUUUCAGGAGAAAGAACGCAAGAUAAGGCUUCAAAUCCGUAUACUGGCGAAAGGCGGAACCAUGUUGUCCAUAGUAUAUACAGUCUAUGGUCUGUACAUUACUGACCUGAUGGACUUCUGAUUGUGUUUGUAUGUUGAAUGUUUUCAGGGCAGCAUCUUUAUCAACAAUGCUAACGUGACAUACAGCCAUGGCCUCAGCACCAACGGCAUCUUCCACAAAAUCGACAGGGUACUGUUUUCUUACAGCUCAGGCGGUUCCAAAUGGGUGAGUGAAGCACAGCGACAAUUACACAGUCUACAGAAAGAGGUCCUGGUUUCAUGUCUUUAAAGAAUCUGUUUUUCUGUCUUGUUGCUCUCAGUUGAACCUGAGUGAAGUCGCUGAUCUUCACGGUUAUAAAACCUUCUACAAAUUACUGGAGGUAGGAACAUCAGACUUUUAUUUUGAAAAGACACUUACCCACACAGCCUCAAACAGUUGGUCUCUGGUCUGAUCAGGACUUCCCUGUUUCCUUACUCUCUUUGAUCUUCAGGACUCAGGAGUGAUGGACCUGGUAAGCAAUACCUUGAACCAGCCAGUGACCAUCUUCCUGCCCACAGACAGCGUCAUGGCGUCUCUUCCCGAGGAGCAGAAGAACUUCCUGUUCCACAAAGACAACCGAGCUGAGCUGCUGGAGUACCUGAAGUUCCACAUCCUGCCAUCUAAAAAGGUGAGAACAUACAUCAUGAACUUUUUUGUGCUUGGCCACCAGGGGGCACUCUCUACAGCCAUGAUCAUUUAAGACUCAGGACUCCUCUGUCUAAGUAGAGUCUCUUUGUCCUCUCAGAUCUAUGCUGAAGAUCUGAUCCACCUGGACUAUCGGACUCUGCAAGGAUCCUCGCUGUCCUUUAGUUGCGGAGGGAUGGACAACAUCGUAAGAACAGGAAGGACAGAUUUAUAUCACCAAAGAAGAAGAGUGAUUGAUGAUGUGGUUGUUCAUGUUUGCACAGGGAGAAGUGUAUAUUAAUGAUGGAAAGUGCCGGAUCGUUCAGAGACAUCUCAUCUUCAACGCCGGGAUCGCCUACGGGAUCGACUGCAUGCUUACUCCACCAAGCCUUGGAGGACGCUGCGACCAACAGACGACUUUUGACCUUGAGGUGAUUUCUUAACAUUAAACUGUCGAUUUAAGGUCAAAUUACUCUUCAGGUCUGAUGAGUUAUUAUGUAAAAUACUUCAGGGUAGCUAACAGGCUAACAUUAAGAUUAAGUUGUCCUAAAGGAACCUGUAAACCUUCAAUCAUUUCCUGUUUUUUCUCCUCCUGUGGUAGAUGAACUGUAGAAAGUGCACCGUCUCGCCAUCUCGCUGUCCAAAAGAGUCCGUACUGAAGGUCAGAGUGAUCAUCUGUUCCUGCUAUACCAGCUUUGGUCUGUCCUGUCCAUCUGAUGUGUCUCUGUCUUUUAUCCUCAGGAGGUUCACAAGUGCGACCUUCCGACGAUGCAUAUCGCCAAAAACUCUGGCUGUCGCUCCAUCUGCACCAUCAACUCUUGGAAGCCGAAGUGUUGUCCUGGUUACUACGGGCGGGACUGUCUUGGUGAGAGGACAACAUAAAAAUACACAGAUCAAACCUGACAUGAAGGACAAAAGCUCAUCUAGAGGACUCACCCCAUCUUCUUGUCUCUGUCCAGACUGUCCGGGUGGCGGCCGCACUCCCUGCAGUAACCGAGGGAAAUGCGACGAUGGCCACCUUGGUAACGGCACCUGUACCUGUGAGGUUGGUUUUGGGGGUGUGGCCUGUGAGCAGUGCAGUAAAGGGUUCUAUGGAGGCACCUGUAAAGGUGAGCAAUGGGCACGAAGUUUCCUGUUUGGUGCUGUCGUGGUUACUAACCGUUUUUUGUUUCUCAGCCUGUAACUGUUCAGAGCAUGGGUCAUGUGACCAGGGCCGUAAAGGUACGGGUGCGUGUUUCUGUGAGGCCGGGUGGACAGGAGAGCGCUGUGAGACGCAAGGUGAGUUCAGGAGGUCCUCCCUCUAUACACCUGGUCAUGUGACUUCAACAAGAAAAACCUGAUUUGUGCGCAUUUCCCGCAGCCGAGGUCGUGGUGUGUUCGCCGCCCUGCUCCCCAAAAGGCGUCUGUCGGGAAAACAACACAUGUGUGUGUCGGCCAUUUUAUGAAGGAGACGGAUUCACCUGUACAGGUAAACACUCCCAUGCCUCGGCUCUUUAUGUGCACACAUGAAACAGAGGGGAGUUGUGCUCUACCAACUUCCUACUGUGACAUUUUUCUCCGUAUGUUCCUCUCUCUGCAGUGUGGGACAUGUGCAGCGUGUGGAACGGCGGAUGUGCUAAAGGAGCCAAGUGUUCUCAGGCGGGAGAGCAGGUGAGCUGUACCUGUCCUAAAGGUCACCAAGGAGACGGCUUCACCUGUUUACCCAUCGACCCCUGCGUCUCUGGGGACAACGGAGGCUGCCAUGAACACGCCAUCUGCACCAUGACGGCUCCGGUGAGGACUGUCAUUCAUAGAAGUGUUGUUCUCAGCAUCACAGGUGUCUGCGAGGGUAACAGGUGAUUUCCUGUUUAACAGGGGAAGAAGAAGUGCACCUGUAAAGACAACUACAUCGGAGAUGGAGUCACCUGUGAGGUCAAAAAGCUGCCGAUCAGCCGCUGUCUCCAAGACAACGGACAAUGUCAUCAGGACGCCAAAUGUACCGACCUCCACUUUGAAGGUAUCUGGAUGAAGAGUUAUUUUACAAAUUUAGUGCAAACAUGAAUUGAGUUUUACAAAGCUACCAAAAGACAGUCCUCUGCUGUCAUUUCUUCAAGCUGGCGUGUGUUGUUAUGUGUGUGUUGUGUUUGUGUGCAGAUUCAAAGUUUGGAGUGUUUCACUUCCGUUCAGUUAAGGGUCAGUACAAACUGACCUACAGUGAGGCUCAGCAGGCCUGCGCAGCAGAGGGAGGCAGCCUCGCCACUUAUAAUCAGCUGUCCUACGCUCAGCAGGUCAGUAAACACGACACAAACAUCAGGAUGAAGGCGUAUAAAACACACAGUUGGAUAUGAUCCUUAGAAACAAACACAAUAACUGAGGAUGACCCUGACCCUGACCCUGAGCCGCUGCUGUCUCCUGGUCUGAGUGAUUUCAGUUACAGAUGCCGUCCUCUGGUUUGUCUUUUCACAGGGCGGUAUGAACAUGUGUGCUGCUGGAUGGUUGGAUCAGGCCCGGGUGGGAUACCCGACAACCUUUUCAAGCCCUCAGUGCGGCUUCGGACACGUGGGCAUCGUGGACUACGGCACCCGCAAGAACCUGAGUGAGACCUGGGACACCUUCUGCUUCAGGAUGAAGGGUGAGAUCAGUGCCAGAAUAAUGAGGAAAGCAAAGUAUAAUGUCUCUGAGUGAACUGAUUACCAGAUACUACCAGAUAUUUCAAAAUAAAAGCACAGUUUGACCAUACAGGACAAAAAGCAACCUUAACACAAAGACAGGAAGUUAUCAAAAUAAAAGCAUGGCAAUAAUCAUGAGGUAACUACUUUUUCAAAGAAGUUUCAGUCAAAUAAUCAUUAAAGAUUAAUGUCCCGACCAGCUCUUUUCAGUGGUUAUCAGUGAUCAGUAAAUCUCUGUGUUUCAGAGGUGGAGUGUGAGUGUAAACCAGGUUAUGUAGGAGACGGUCUGAGCUGCACCGGGAACCUCCUGCAGGUCCUCAGAUCCACCCCUAAGUUCUCAAACUUCCUCACAGUGAGUCUGAUGAUUUAAACACUCAUCUCUUUAUGUUACAGCUUAAAUUAUAAUAAUUACCCACAGGGUUUGCAUUGUAUUAAUUAGUUAUUACCUUCUAAUGUGAUACUCACAGAUUUUUGGCGGAAACAAACUUUCUUUUUCUUUUUCAGCAAAUCCUGAACGUGUCUCAGGCGUCUGAUUCAGGGAAACAGUUUGUGAAGCGUCUCAGUAACCUGACGGUUCAGUCCACUCUGUUUGUACCUGAUAAUAACGGUUUGCCAGAGAACCAGGUGAGUCUCUACUGAGUGACCCACCUCAAAAUGUGCUGUAACAAAUACAACAAUUAAUCGAUACAACCCCCGCCCUCUCCCUCCACAGACUCUGUCCAUGCGUGACAUUGAGUUUCACCUGUCUGAGGGUCAGGCAGUUCUUGUGGGUCAGCUGAAAAACGGCAGCCGGAUCAGAACCCGUGUUGGCGGUCUGACUGUCUUUGGAGUCGCGGACCUGCUGAACCCCUCAACUCUGGUCAGAGAUGUAAAAAUUUCAACAGGGUCGCAGGAUUUUAAAUAAGUCUGUAUUUAAAGCUUCUUAACGCUCACACAUACUCUGCUGACAGCAACCUUUUUCUCCUCAGUCAUCACGUUACAUCAACGACCGCUUCAUCACAGACUCAGACAUCUUGGCUUCAAACGGGGUCAUACAUGUCCUGCAGGGACCCCUAAAAGCCCCGCCCCCUCACCAUGAGGUGAGUGAUGUAACUGAACACAGUCCUUAUUAUCCACGUAUAUUUCUGAAGAAGAAUCGUAGUGGUUCAGGUUCUCUCCUCACUGAUCGUGCGUGUGAUUGGUCUCUCAGAUGCAGGUAGCUCAUAAGGCGGGGCUCGGUGUUGGAGUCGUGGUUCUGAUCGUUCUGAUUGCUGCGGUCCUCUUUGUUGGAUACAACUUCUACACCCACCAAGCCAAACCGUUCAGGUUCCACUACUUUAAGGUCAGCGAUGAUGAAAACAGAAAUUAGUGGAUCCUAAAUCAUGAGAAUAAAAGUCUUUGCCGCCCUCAUAUCAGACAGAAUAACUUAUAUCACAGACACAACUGAGACAUCCCUCUGUGCUGACCUUUGACCCUAUCACUCUGACAGGAUGAAGCUGAAGAAGAGGCUGCGCCCCCUGCAAUCAGUAACCACGGCAUCAGUAACUUGGUUUAUGAAUCAGCAGCAGAACCUGCAGAACCUGAAACACCUGAGGUCACAGUGAGUCAACCAUUCAAAACCAGGAAAUCUUUAUUUAUAAGUCAGAGAGUUCAGAGCAAGAAUAACCAGAGAGACUGAACUAAAACAUGUUGGCAGAAUAAACCAGCUGGUUGGUGUUAAAGCUCAGACUUUCUGUUUGCAGGAAGAGGACCAACAUCAGGCGGAAGACGGUGGAUCAUAUGACCUGCUGCAGGACAGCUGAGAGGAGCCAUGAUGCUGCUGAUGGACUGGGACCCUCCGGGUUCUCUGACCAUCUCCAAAGUGUAUCACACUCAUCCCUGAGGUUAUUUUGAAGGGCAGAGACUGUUUCCUGUCACUGGUUUUCUCUUAGAAAACCACUCCAACAUUAACUCUGGAUCGAUCAUAAACCCCUUCCCCCCCUUGCUGAAACCACACCAAUGAGGCAUUCAGGUGCAGAAGUCCAACAUGUGGAGGAAAACUUGAUUCAAUCUAAGUGACGUUUAAUGACUUCAGUGAUUUUUUUUCUCUGUAGAACAGCUUCUGGUUUAGAGGAUUUUUACAAUGCAAAGUUACAAUCACUAUUUAGAAUCAUGUAUAACAGUGAAAUUAAAACUUGAGUAAAUAACUGAGACAAAGU
Xyrichtys novacula (pearly razorfish) is the source of this 24892-nucleotide messenger RNA. Lineage: Eukaryota; Metazoa; Chordata; Actinopteri; Labriformes; Labridae. The record is from the annotation of a GenBank genome assembly.